Molecule: messenger RNA, 1412 nt
Organism: Tarenaya hassleriana
Lineage: Eukaryota; Viridiplantae; Streptophyta; Magnoliopsida; Brassicales; Cleomaceae
Product: GDSL esterase/lipase At1g29670-like
Exons: 5
Coding region: 113-1204 (363 amino acids)
Molecular function (GO): hydrolase activity, acting on ester bonds
Source: RefSeq, a predicted model, not a curated record
AUCGAUUUCUUCACAAUCACCAUUACAUCUCCCAUAUCAAUACACCCUUUGAUUAUAUUUCACAAAAAAAAAACACUUUUAGAUUUAUUUUUUAUAUAUUCUUUUGGUUGAAAUGGAGGGUUACUUGAGGAAAUGGUGUUGGUGUGUAGUGUUUUUAGGGUUAAUGUUGGGUUCUAGAGUAAACGGAGAGCCUCAAGUUCCAUGUUACUUCAUCUUCGGAGACUCCUUGGUAGACAAUGGGAACAACAAUCAGCUCUCUUCUCUUGCAAGAGCCGAUUACUUGCCCUACGGCAUCGAUUUCCCCGGCGGCCCCACCGGACGUUUCUCCAACGGCCAAACCACCGUCGAUGUCAUCGCUGAACUACUUGGAUUUGACGACUAUAUCCCUCCGUACAGUGGUGUGAAUGGUCAAGAAAUACUCACCGGAGUGAACUACGCUUCUGCGGCGGCUGGGAUCAGAGAAGAAUCAGGACAGCAACUGGGACAAAGGAUAACGUUUAGCGGGCAAGUGCAGAAUUACCAGAACACGGUGGCACAGGUGGUGAAUCUGCUCGGGGACGAGAACACUGCGGCCGAUUAUCUCAGGAAAUGCAUUUACUCGAUCGGAUUAGGAAGCAACGAUUACCUUAACAAUUACUUCAUGCCCACGUUUUACUCCUCGAGCAGACAGUUCACUCCUGAACAGUACGCCGAUGAUCUCAUCGAUCGGUACAGCCAGCAGCUAAACGCACUAUACAACUACGGGGCAAGGAAAUUCGCGUUGAUAGGGGUCGGGGCCAUAGGUUGCAGCCCGAACAAGUUGGCUAAUAGUCCCGACGGCACGACUUGCGACGACGAAAUCAAUUCGGCCAACCAGAUAUUCAACAACAAGCUCCGAUCCCUCGUGGACCGACUCAACAACGAGCUCUCCGAUGCCAAAUUCACAUUCGUAAACGCUUACGGCAUUUUCCAAGACUUGAUUAACAACCCCUCUGCCUACGGUUUUAGCGUAACGAACGCCGGGUGCUGCGGGGUAGGGAGGAACAAUGGUCAGAUAACUUGUCUGCCGGGACAGAAUCCCUGUCCGAACCGGAAAGAAUACGUUUUCUGGGACGCGUUUCAUCCAACCGAGGCCGCCAACGCUAUCAUCGGUCAGAGAUCGUACCGAGCUCAGUCGUAUUCCGAUGUUUAUCCGAUCGAUAUCUCAAGAUUGGCGCAACUUUGAAAAACAUAUACAAAGUCUAUAAUUCAUGCGAGAGAACACCUGCUUUUCUUCUUCUUAUAGAUGAUUGUAUUAGGACCGUAUUCCGGUUAAAUGUUAUAGUUGAUUUGUUGUAUUGGACCGUCGAAAACAUAUUGUGUAAAAUCCGAUUCGAGCGAUCGAUCGAUAUAAUGGUUAAUUAUGUUCAAUUGAAAUGUGCGUUAUAGGUUCA